AUGGUGGAGGCGAGACUCGGUCAGACGGGCCUGGCCGAAGGUAGGCCGGACGGAGUGGGCGAAGUGAAACCGGCUCUGAUGAAUAGAAGUACAGGCCAAGAGGUGGAAGAGUGGUCGAUUCGGCUGGAGCCAAGUAAGUACAGAAACGGGGCUUGUUUUGCCACAUUCAGAGAGAGAAAUGCCCACAAGGCGGGAGGAGACAGUAGGUGGCAUGCUAGAGGAAGGCGUGAGUAUGAAGAAAAGCUGGCUUCUAAGAUUCCUGUAAUAGAUUGA
This is a messenger RNA of Protopolystoma xenopodis, 273 nucleotides long. The record is from the annotation of a GenBank genome assembly. NCBI's taxonomy places the organism in Eukaryota, Metazoa, Platyhelminthes, Monogenea, Polystomatidea, Polystomatidae.